This is a messenger RNA of Drosophila biarmipes, 1047 nucleotides long. RefSeq lists its product as uncharacterized. NCBI's taxonomy places the organism in Eukaryota, Metazoa, Arthropoda, Insecta, Diptera, Drosophilidae. Bases 706 to 1047 code for a protein of 113 amino acids. The transcript has 5 exons. The record is from RefSeq and is a predicted model, not a curated record.
AGCCGAACGAAAAAGUCGCCUACGCCACUGCGUCUCUCUGCGUGUUGGUUUUCCCAAUUCGAAUCUCUCAGCUCGUGUCCGCGCUUUAGAAAACUGAAAACCCAAAGAAGCAACAGCAGCCGCAGCAGCAGCAGCGAAAAAUCAAAACACGUUUUACUCCCGCACAUUGAAAACGUAUUUUCCACAUACAACAGGGAUUUCAUUUUCCCUCAAAAACCAUUUAAAUUGGUUUAUAAUUUCCAUAAAUUAGUGAUUUGUGUUUUUUCAAUGGAAGUGUGUAACCGAAAAUAUGAAAAUUUCACCUAUAAAUAUUGAUGUGUUUUAUUGAAUAUUUGUGUCUUUUACUUUGAAAUCGGUUUCGUUUUUGUGCCAACAGUUUGCAUUAUUAAUUACAAUUUACGUUCGUCAAUAAGUGGAAACAGUCGCAACAGAUUGAGAGACAAUUUCAAAAUAAGGAAAACCAGGCACUAAGCAAAGAAAGCUUCUGAAUUGGUUCUGCCGCAGCUGGACGUGUUUGUUUGGAGGUAAUGUGAUCGGCGAUCUUCGGGAGCAAUUAGACGACUAAACAAAAGGACAAAGGACUCCGGCAAAGCAGAUUACCAGCUGGCAACGCGAAGGCGUCGAAGGGAGUCGAAAGGAGCAAAGCCAACUUAACAAGGACUAUUCGCACACUGUGGCCAGCGGAGGAGGAGGAAAUCGAACCGAAUGCAGUAUCUCAACUACGCUCUGCAGACAUCCACGCGACUGCUGACGUACCAGGGCCCGAACCAGGAUCUCUAUCCUGACCAGACAGGACUCGCCUCCGCCCACGAGGAGGAAAUCAAGCACGCCUGCUGCAGUCGCGGCGCCCAGCUGCUGAGAUUGCGCCACCGAGAGCUGGCCAAGCGACGAGCUCUCGAGGAUCAGAUUAACGCCAACCAGCAGGAGGAGGCGGAGGAGGAGGACCAGCAGCAGCAGGACCACGACCAGGAGCAGCUGCCGGAGAACUCGGACAGCGAGCAGGGAGCCGUCGGCGGGGAGCAUCUGCAGCCGCAGCCAGUCCAAUGA